CUCUCUCCCUCCUCCAUCCCUGCCUCUCUUUUCCUCCCUGUCCUCGCUACACGUAGCCUCAGGCAGGUUAUUUGACCUCCGGCGGAGCGCAUGAACAUCUUCGGAAGCAUACGAACAGCGACAGGCUCCGCGCGGACAUGUAGUCGGCGGUUAGGCGACCCAGGUCCUUCAAGAUGGAUGGUCUCUGCUGGACCUUCUCGGGCAGCUCUGUCUGCUACGAGAACCCAUCUAUCUGCUCGACGCACAUUCUACUCGUCAACGGUCACUGAUUACACACCCACGACUGCACUCCGCCUUCCUCGCUGGGUCAACAACUCGAAGUCGGGCGCACCACGCGACCAGCAGUCAAGUAAUUUGCCUGACGAUGCGGACUCGUCACAGACAGGUGUACGGUUGGACAGUGCAGAAGAUGGCCAGUCCCCACCACCGGCAUCCACGCCGCCCUCCGCCCCUCCCUCCUCGUCUUCAUCUUCUUCUGGAGAUGGAUCAGACAGUGCGGACCCACCGGCGUCACCUCCGCCAGAAUCCCCACCACCGUCACCAACGUCUAUUUCCAAGCAGUCUGUCCCGGAAAACUACCCUCAGGUCCUCGCUCUGCCUAUCGCUCGUCGUCCGCUCUUCCCUGGUUUCUACAAGGCAGUGGUCAUCCGGAACCCCGAGGUGGUCUCAGCUAUCAAGGAGAUGAUGCGUCGCGGCCAGCCCUACCUCGGUGCCUUCUUGCUGAAGGACGAGAACGCGGACAGUGACAUCAUUACGGACAUCAACUCGGUACAUCCUGUCGGCGUCUUCGCGCAGAUCACCAGCGUUUUCACGGCAUCCAGUAACAAGGAAGGCGAGAAGGAGGAAGGGCUCACUGCAGUCCUAUACCCUCACCGCCGCAUCCGGAUCACGGAACUUGUGAAGGCUGGUCAACUCGCGAAAGUCGAACCGGUAGAGAGUGCACAGGCAGACACUACCACGGAGACCGAGGUCCAGCUUCCGACGCCCCCUCCCGAGCGCGACGGUCCGCCGAUGACCAUGCAGACGUCUUUCCUCGAGAAGUUCUCCGUCUCGGUCGUCAACGUGGAUAACCUCGCUACUCAGCCGUACAACAAGGACGACCAGUACAUCCGCGCAUUCAUGUCGGAGAUCGUCUCUGUGUUCAAGGACAUCGCUCAGCUCAACCCUCUCUUCCGGGAUCAGAUUGCCAACUUCUCCAUCAACCAGGUCGCGUCGAACGUCUUCGACGAGCCGGACAAGCUCGCAGAUUUCGCUGCUGCAGUAUCCACUGGGGACCCGAACGAACUGCAAGAUGUUCUCGAGAGCUUGGUUGUCGACGACCGCUUGCGCAAGGCCCUACUCGUGCUCAAGAAGGAGCUUAUUAACGCUCAGCUCCAGAGCAAGCUCGCACGCGAUGUGGACAGCAAGAUUGCCAAGCGCCAGCGCGAGUACUACCUCAUGGAGCAGCUCAAGGGCAUCAAGAAGGAGCUCGGCAUGGAGUCGGACGGCAAGGAUAAGCUGAUCGAGAAGUUCAGGGAGCGCGCAGCCGCACUCAAGAUGCCCGAGGGAGUCCGUAAGGUCUUCGACGAGGAGCUGAACAAGCUCCAGCAUCUCGAGCCCGCCGCGUCAGAGGCCAACGUAACCCGGAACUACCUGGAAUGGCUCACGCAGAUUCCGUGGGGUCGUCAUUCGCCUGAGAACUAUUCGAUCUCUCACGCGCAGACCGUUUUGGACGAGGAUCACUACGGCCUGAAGGACGUCAAGGACCGCAUCUUGGAGUUCCUCGCUGUCGGGAAGCUUCGCGGCACCGUCGAGGGCAAAAUCAUUUGCUUGGUUGGGCCCCCGGGUGUUGGAAAGACGUCUAUCGGCAAGUCGAUCGCUCGUGCUCUGAACCGCCAGUUCUUCCGCUUCUCCGUCGGAGGUUUGACCGACGUUGCGGAAAUCAAGGGUCACAGACGCACAUACGUCGGAGCCCUUCCUGGCAAGAUCAUCCAGGCGCUCAAGCGUGUAGGCACCGAGAACCCGCUGGUGCUUAUCGAUGAGGUUGACAAGAUCGGCCGCGGACACAACGGUGACCCGGCGAGCGCCCUGCUCGAGAUGUUGGACCCGGAGCAGAACACAGCCUUCCUUGAUCACUACAUGGACGUCCCGGUUGACCUGUCCCGCGUGCUCUUCGUGUGCACAGCCAACAUGCUCGACACGAUCCCAGCACCCCUACUGGACCGUAUGGAGGUCCUUGAAGUCAGCGGCUAUGUUUCCGAGGAGAAGGCCCAGAUCGCCUCCAAGUACCUUGGUCCCCAAGCGAAGGAAGCUGCAGGACUCAAGGAGGCCGACGUGCAGCUCGAGCCGUCAGCUGUCGACGUCCUCAUCAAGUACUACUGCCGCGAAAGUGGUGUCCGUAACUUGAAGAAGCACAUCGACAAGAUCUACCGGAAGGCUGCCCUCAAGAUUGUGCGGGACCUUGGUGAAGAUGUGUUCCCCGAGCCCACUCCCGUUCCGGCGGUGGAGACCGCGGCUGUUGACGCGGCGAAGUCGGACGAAUCUGCUGAGGCCUCCUCUGCGGUGGAGAAGCAGGAUGCGCCGCCAGACACUCCCGGAGCCCCAGAGACCUCCACUCCCCACACCUCAGCGGCUGAGAAGGAAGAGAAGGAGCGUAUUGUCACGACCGUCCAGCGUGAGCCCGUCAAGGUACCCGAGACCGUGCACGUGCGCAUCACCCCGGAGAGCUUGAAGGAGUACGUCGGCCCCGCGGUCUACCAGAAGGACAGGUUGUACGUUCAGGCGCCUCCCGCUGGUGUGAGUACCGGCCUCGGGUACCUCGGUAACGGCUCUGGAGCUGUCAUGCCCAUCGAAGCCAUCUCCAUGCCUGGCAAGGGUGGCAUCCUCCUUACCGGAAAGCUCGGCGACGUUAUCAAGGAGAGCUCGCAGAUCGCACUCUCGUGGGUGAAGAGCCACGCCUACGAGCUCGGCAUUACGAAGACGCCGGACGAGCUCUUCCUCACCGACCGGGACAUCCACGUGCAUAUGCCUGAGGGCAGCAUUGGCAAGGAGGGCCCGAGUGCAGGCACUGCGCUCCUGUCAGCGUUUGUGUCCCUCUUCACGAAGACGAAGAUUAACCCCGACAUUGCGAUGACGGGUGAGAUCUCGUUGGUUGGAAUGGUGCUCCCCGUUGGUGGUUUGAAGGAGAAGAUCCUCGCCGCUCACCGUGCAGGCAUCAAGACCAUCAUCGCGCCUGCGGGCAACCGCCCCGACAUCGAGGAGAACGUGCCGGAGAGCGUCAAGACCGGCAUCCGCUUCGUCUACGUCGAGGACGUCAAGGAGGUCCUCCACGAGGUCUUCCGCGGGGAGGCAGUCGCCGAGCGCUGGAAGGACACGCUCUCGCUCUAAGCAGCCUGCACCAUUCGCCUCCACGCGCCACCCCCCAGCGCCACCCCCGAGGCGAACCAACCCCUCUUGUAUAUCUGCCGUGGUGCGCUCCGUUAGGGUGCGGCCGCGCAGGAUGCAGACGCUGCACGCGACACACGUAGAUGUCGACACAGGCCGACUGCCGUUUCGCCGUCAUGGGAUGUGGCGGGGGACGCUAAUACGUACGUACUACUACAGCUAAUGGGCCGCGUCGCCUCGGCUUAGAGCAGGGCCCCACUACACAACCAUCCGCCACCUGUAUAUUAUCACGUCGCACGCCACUUCAACCCAGCUCACGUCUG
Molecule: messenger RNA, 3686 nt
Organism: Trametes versicolor FP-101664 SS1
Lineage: Eukaryota; Fungi; Basidiomycota; Agaricomycetes; Polyporales; Polyporaceae
Product: ATP-dependent protease La
Exons: 8
Coding region: 178-3366 (1062 amino acids)
Biological process (GO): protein catabolic process; protein quality control for misfolded or incompletely synthesized proteins; mitochondrion organization
Cellular component (GO): mitochondrial matrix
Molecular function (GO): ATP hydrolysis activity; ATP-dependent peptidase activity; single-stranded DNA binding
Source: RefSeq, a predicted model, not a curated record